AUGAUGUCGACAUCGUCGUCACUGCUGCCGACGGCGCCGAUUGGCAAACAACAAGUGAUCGAUCUUAAGGCGGGAGCGAUUUUGAGAGAAAAUGCACGGUUAGGCGAUCACUUUUCCGGCUCUUUUUAUUCUCUGAAGCAUUUGGGACCACUAGAUGACCCUUUUUCUGGGGGCUCUAACUUCCAAGAGCUACAGUACUCCGACAAAGAUCGUCAACCGUUCAGAAAAAGCGCGCUGUUCUUCGGCUGUCCGCUCGGUGUCGUGUUGGUGCUCAUUGUGCUCACCAAGUCGCUUUUCAUCUCCUACUGGAUCAUUCGCGAGUACGAAACGUUCGAUUUCCGAUGUUCCGCGUGGAACGGCGCACCGAUGGAUCAGUACAGAGCAAAGCGCUGGGCGUUGUUGUAAGUUUUUUUUUCUCUCUCUUUCCAGAAAUAAUUUGAGUGAUUAUAGUGAAAAAUCGGAUCCACGAAAGUUUUCAAAGACGCCAGAAGAUGACGAAGACGAAGAUUCGAUCACGGAAGUCGUUGUGCAAGAGGAAAAACACAAGAGACCACUUUACGGUGUAGCUUCUCGCCGAGCCACCACCGAUCCCACGUCGGAUCCACUCAAAAUAGACGCUCGCCUCGAUUUCGGACCCCUCCCGCCGACGUUUCAGCGUCGAAUCGACUCGAAUCACAUUGGUGACGUGGCAGAGGAAGAGGAGGAGGAGGAGGAUCCGCCGAUGACGACGAUGGUCACACUGACCAACACGCAGAUUGUGCAGUUGUCCGGCGAGGAGCACGGAGUCGUCAAGUGAGUACAUACCGUGAUCGCUGUGUCCUCUGAUUUCCUACAGUAGCCCUCAGCGUCCUGCUGUACCGUGCCACGGCGCGGCUUUUGCGACGUUCACCAAACGUUUGAUCCUCAGUCUGUGCAUUUUGGCACACCGGUGUUGCUCUGCGUACAGUGCAUUUUAUGUUACGCGCAAAGUUCAUUUUUUUUAGUUUUUGAUGAAUUUUCUCCAAAUAUUCAUCUCUUUAAAGCGUUUUUCUCCACUUUCUACCUGAAUUAGACCUUUUUACAGAUUCCAGAUGAAGUAAUACACGAAGAGAAGUCGAUGCGAUGAAAAGAAACGCGUAAGUAAGUGAAAGUAAGGUUUUGUUCAGAAAUUGCACGAUUUCUCGAAAAACGUCACUAGAUGUUCUAAUCUUUUAGUUAAAAAUACUUUACUUACAUUACUGAGAAUGUUUUUGAACCAAAAAGAAGCAGAGUGACCGCUCGCUUUCGCGGAAAAACCGAUCGCUUGCCGGAAGACGGUGAAAUUUCGUUGAAAAAAUUUUUUUGCUUCUACGAACUGUCACUCUACUUUUUUUUAAUUCGAAAACCUUCACAGUCAUGUAAGUGAAUUAUUUAAACAAAAAAAUUAGACAAUCUAAAGACGGUUUUUGAUAAAAAAAAAUUUUAUCGAAAUGUCACUGUUUUCCGGCAAAAGACCAAUUUUUACGCGAAAGCGAGCUGUCACUCUACUUUUUUUUGAUUUGAAAACAUUCACAGUCAUGUUAGUGAACUUUUUAAAUCAAAAGAUUUGUAAAUCUAGAGACGUUUUCGAGAAAUCGUAUAUUUUCUGAAUAAAACAUUACUUUCAUUUACUUACGCGUUUCUUUUCAUCGCAUCGACUUCUCUUCGCGUAUUACUUCACCUGGAAUCUGUAAAAAGGUCUAAUUGAGGUAGAAAGUGGAGAAAAACGCUUAAAGAAGAUGAAUAUUUGGAGAAAAUUCACCAAAAACUAAAAAAAAAGAACUAUGCGCGUAACAUAAAAUGCACUGUACGCAGAGCCACACCGACGCGCAAAAAUGCAUACCAUUUGGCUGCGUAUGUUGCGAAUGCCGUGCCGUGGCGCCUGUACUUACCGUAAUCCAUUGCAGAAUGAAGACCAUUCGGAAUCGGGUCGAGAAAAUCGGCUCCGAUGAGGAACAAUUCAUCGAGAUUGACAUUGCGAACGCGCCGAGGAUCUAUGUGUCGAAGAUCAAGUCCCGACACGGCGGGGACCAGGAUGAAGAGCAUUUCGACCUGAUAAAAGAGCUGCAGAAGGAUGGGGAGCAGAAGAAGAAGAAGAAGAAUCAGAAGAAGAAGAAGGGGAAGGGACUGAAGAAGGCGAAAAAGUUGGCGGCGCUUGCGGCUCUCAACAAUUCUACGACUCCAGUGACGAGGAAGCCGAAGAAGCCAAAAAAGGGAUUGGGAUUGGGAUCGAAAAAGUCGAAAAAUGGUGAAGAAGUGACGAAACAGCCACGUCAUCUUGUCGGCAAGUCUUCGAGCGCCGGCCCCACACCAAGUCCCCAUCCGUCGAGCUGGAUCAACGGAGUACUCGACCCCCAGGACCCGAAAUUCACGAACCAGGGGCAUGUGAGGGGGUAUCCGAUGCAGAAGGCCUCACGUCUUCCCGUCACCACCACCGGAGCACCUUCAGAAGCAUCAGAACCACCCGCUUCUCCUUCUCCGUCUCCUUCUUCUUCUUUGAUAACUUCGGAGGAGGAGAAGGAGCAGUUGAAGAUAUCGGAGAGCACUCGGAUGAUGUGGAAUAUGGAUGAGCUCAAGUACACGACGUUCCUGGCGCCCAAGACCACCGAGCAGACACGGCCGGAAGUGCUCGGGGAGCAACGCGAAAAGGAGACCGAUCGGACGAACACCAGCACGACGGAGAAGCCCCGGCCGGUUAGUUUGGGUGUUGAAUUUUAAUCGCUUAUAACUUCAAAACCGUAAUAUGCUUCUGAAAGUUGUCAACUAUAAAAUUGUAAGAAAUAUUGUGCUGAACACUUGUCACAAAAACGUGAGCUUUUUACUAGACAUCACCGGCAACACGAGUCCCAACUUUAACGGCUAGAAACUCCAAAACCAGUGGCUAUUUUAAAAAGUGAUCAACUGAUAGUUUGUAGAGAAUUUCAUGCGCUCCAACGCUCCAGCGGCUUGUAACUCCAACUGUUUCGAAAAGUGUCCAACUAACAAAAUGUGGAAAAUGUUGUAUGUUCUUCAGGGCGGAAUGAGUAAAUCGGAGUGGGAGCAGAAGAAGGAGGCGUUCGAGGCGUACACGCCCGCAAUUUCCAAGUCCGAUCUUCAACCGCCGUUCCACGUGCAUCUUCCCUCCUCCGCUCACGCUCCACGCACUUCCACGUCAUCGCCUCCUCCUCCUCCGGAAGAAGAAGAAGAAGCAAAAGAAGAAGCAAAAGAAGAAGAGAAAGAAGAAGUUGAUCGUUUUUCGUACUUGCCGCCUUCAGAAUCGCCGCCCUACUUUGUGGAAGUCAAUGAAGCGGACACGGAGACGAUUUACGUGAAGGACGUGACGCCGAUGUUCCGGAAUAUUCUAAUGGAACGGCAGGAGCCGCAGACCACUACGACGCCCUACGAUCCGUUGCAUUUGGAGGUGAGCACACUGUCACGCAAAAAUGCGGACUUUUGAGGCCACCGUAAUCUUUUCUCUUUUGUUUUCAGAUGGAAAUCGCAAAGCUGAAAGAGUCGUCGACGUGUCUCGCACGCAUGGCUUUCGACGUUUGGUGCCUUUUCGUGGUGAGACCCCAAACCCCCCCCCCCCCAAACCUACAGUAACCGAUUUUUCUAAAGCUCUUCUCCUCGGUCCCCUUCAUAAUGGGCAUUUGCGUGCCUCGCUGGAGCCUCUUCGUCCUUCACAUCGUUUUCGAUUUUCUCUUUUUGGUUAUCGGUUUUGUGAGCAGGUAAAAUGAGCAAAAGUUUGGUUUGGCUAUAUAAAAAGUAGUUUUCAGUCUGACAAUAGCGAUAAUGGCAAGUGUCAUGUACUUUUUGAUCGACGAAAUGACGUCCGACUCACUUUUCGAGUUUCUACUCGUCGCUUUUGUCAUUGGUAAGUUUUUCAGCGGAUCAGUGAGCCGCAAGUGGAGCGUCAGAGCGCACUUGACACACUUCCGACGCUUACCUCCGACUAAUCCGAGCGAUUCGCAUUUGCAGACAUCGUCCUAAUCCUCUACUCGAUAAUCGUCGGCAUCGCGUACCGAUGUUGCUGCCGGCUCGUCGACAACUCCAUCAAAGAAUCGAGCAUCAUUAAUUAUAGUGUGAGCUCUCAGGGAGAGCCCGUCUGA
This is a messenger RNA of Caenorhabditis sp. 36 PRJEB53466, 4085 nucleotides long. Lineage: Eukaryota; Metazoa; Nematoda; Chromadorea; Rhabditida; Rhabditidae. The record is from the annotation of a GenBank genome assembly.